Closterium sp. NIES-65 is the source of this 6228-nucleotide messenger RNA. The record is from the annotation of a GenBank genome assembly. Lineage: Eukaryota; Viridiplantae; Streptophyta; Zygnematophyceae; Desmidiales; Closteriaceae.
AUGACGCACCUCCAGUCGGUCGUCGCUACGUGCCAACUCUCCCUCCUGCGCUUUCCCCAUAACCCUCUUAUACAGCACCGUCUACAGCAGUCUUCCAGACAGCUGGAACAGUAUCUGUCCUCUUGUGCCGCUGAUAUCGCCUUCAAAGCCAAGCUCAAAGUGGAGGGGGCCCGUGAGAUGGGUGUCCCGUCUCUCCUCAGUAGUCUCAAUUCCCAUAUCAAGGCCUCGCAAGUCUCCGCGAUCACACUCCCCUCUGGCCGCCUCACCUCCAACCUCAGCGAAAUCAACGCCCAUUGCACCUCCUUCUUCUCCAGCCUUUACGGUGCCCCUCCCCAACCCGCUCGUCCGUCGGAUUUCUGGCGUCACCUCCCCCCCUCGUCCCCACCGUCAGCUUUGCUGCUUCCCUUAAUGGCGCCCUUCUCGCUUGCCGAAAUUGAUCGUGCAAUGGCCUCUCUCGCCCCUGGCAAGAUGCCCGGCAGCGAUGGCCUGCCCGGAGAUUUCUUCCGCACUUACCGUGCUCUCCUCGGUCCGGUCUUCCAUCAACUCUUCGCGUCAAUCUGGCGCUCCCAGUCGUUGCCCCCCUCUAUGAGAGGCGGCCGCACUGUCCUCAUCCCCAAACGACAGUCUUCCUCAAUGGUCGAGGAUCUUCGCCCUAUUACGCUCAUGAAUGCUGACUACAAAACCCUCGCCAUCUGCCUCGCCAACCGUCUUCAACCUGUUCUGCGCCACAUCAUCCACCCCGCCCAGACAGCCUUUGUGCGCGGUCGUAGCAUUGGCGAUACAAUUAAUGACACUCUCGAUUUAAUGGAAUGGGCAGUUGCCCGCUCCGUACCCCUCCUCGUACUCACAGUAGACAUCCGCAAAGCCUACGACCUGGUAGAUCGCGAGUUCAUGUACCAGUGUUUGUCCUAUCUAGGCCUGCCUUCCGACUUCAUCACUUGGAACCCCUCCCCUUUAAUCGUUUUCUCCUUAAGCCGGAUGGGCAACCCUUUGGUGGUCUCAAAGAAGAACUGCCUCUCCUCACCCUCCAACUCCGCCUCGGACAUCUCCUCACCCCCACAGAGUCUGGUUCGCGUUACACUCCCAGGCGGUCUGGUGGUAGCAGAUAGGUACGACAUCAGCUGUAGACGUGUAGGUAGGGAGGCCGUCAGCUGCUGCGUCGUCCCCGAACGUGCCCUUCUCACCAUCCUCGUCCGUGACAGAUGGAUCCAUGGACCCUUUUGCUCCGGUGCUGGGUUAGCCGAUCGCAUAGACCUGCUCCGCCCAGGACCACCAUCCUUAGCAGUCCUUCGCAAACAGUUCUACCGCCCUCAGCCGCUCUCCCUACAGGAAGCCUGGUCGACUGCGUUACAGCUCCCUGUCCCUGCACUGCCCUCGCUCACACACCCCUUCCUCCGCGAGCAGCCCAGUCGAUCCCGCGACCUCCUCCUCCGCCUUUUUGCGCGUGCCCUUCCCACAGGUGCCCGUUUCCGUUUCAUGGAAGAUGGUGGCAGCUGUCGACGCUGUCCACCAAGACCCCUUGAGACCCUCCUACACGUCUUCAAUGAGUGUGGCCCAGUGGCGACAGUCUCAGCGGCUCUCUGUCGGGUGGCACGUUCGCACCUGGGAGUGGCUGUCCCGGCUCCGCUUGUGUUCUUCCCUCUCUCCCACCCUGCUGGACAGAUUGCACCUUGGUGCUUGUUGGUGGGCGCUGCUGCCAAGACCCUCUGGGAUGAGCGCUGUGCAACUGCCUCGCUCUGGUUCUCCAUGGGCGCGGAUCCCGACACUGAGCGCGGGCCGCCGCCGGUCCCUGCUCCUUCCCCCCCGCCGGCGGAACAUUCGGCGCAUGAUGCGGCAGGAGAUGCGCCAGCGGCGGAUGAAAGCUCUCCGCUCUUGAAAGAGGGAGUGCAGGAGAAGGGGGAGGGAGGGCCGGCGGCGAAGGGCGACGGCGAGGAGGCGAACCUGGUGGCGGUAACAACGGGAGCGGAAAGCGGGGAGAAAGCGACGGCGGCAACGGCGGCGGAGGAGGCUGAGACGGAGAAAACGGAGAAAGCGGGGGAGAAGGCGGAGGAGAAGGAGAAGGCGGAGAAGGAGAAGGGGGAGAAGGGGGAUCCGAAGGAGGGCGCGGAGGAGGCGGGGAGCGUGCCGUACUGGCAGCUGUUCCGAUACGCGGACAAGUGGGACGUGGCGCUGAUGGUGGUGGGAUCGGUGGGCGCCAUAGCCCAGGGCAUCGCGCUGCCCAUGAUGGCGCUGCUGUUCGGCGACAUGAUGAACGCGUUUGGAUCGAAUACCACCAGCAUGGACGCCAUGCUCGACCAGGUCGCAAAGGCAUCACUGAACUUCAUCUUCCUGGCGAUAGCGGCUGGCGUCACGGCGUAUAUACAGACCGCAUGUUGGAUGAGCGCGGGCGAGCGGCAGGCAGCGCGGCUGCGGUCGCUCUACCUGCAAUCGGUGCUGCGGCAGGACGUGGGAUUCUUUGACACGAGCCUCAGCACGGGGGAGGUGGUGGGGCACAUGUCAGGAGACAUUGUACUCGUGCAAGAGGCCAUGGGGGAGAAGGUAGCCACGUGCAUGCAGUUCCUGGCGCAGUUUCUGGGCGGAUUCGUGGUGGCGUUCAUAUCGGGCUGGCAGCUAGCUCUGGUCAUGCUGGCCACGCUGCCGCUGCUGGCGGUGGCGGGGGGGGUGAUCACGGUGGUGGUGCAGCAGUCCACGAGCAAGGGCCAGCAGGCAUACACCGCUGCUGGCACCAUCGUUGAGGAGUGUGUUGGGGCCAUCCGCACCGUGGCGGCCUUCACAGCGGAGCGCAAGUCAGUCCAAGCGUACGCCGCCCACCUGCACGCUGCCUUCCAAGAGGGUGUGAAGCAGGGCCUGGCGAGUGGGUUCGGCUACGGGCUGACAAUCUUUGUCAUGUUCUGCUCGUACGCGCUGGCGCUGUGGUACGGGUCGAAGCUCAUUGCCGACAGCAGCUACACGGGCGGCAAGGUCUUCUCAGUGCUCUUCGGAGUUAUCAUUGGCGGCAUGUCCCUCGGCCAGGCCUCCCCCUCCUUCGCCGCAUUUGCCUCAGGCCGAGCAGCCGCAUACAAGAUCUUCCAGGUGAUACAGCGCAUCCCCCCUAUAGACAGCUCCAACCCUGCCGGCGAAACCCCCCCGGACUCUGAAGUAAAAGGCGAACUCGAGCUUCAAGACAUCGUCUUCGCAUACCCGUCCCGGCCCGACGUGACCAUUUUCAACGGGUUUUCUCUGAAGAUCCGGGCAGGAGAGACGGUGGCGCUGGUGGGGGAGAGUGGCAGCGGCAAGUCGACGGUGGUGGCGCUGGUGGAGCGCUUCUACGACCCGCAGGGCGGAGCCGUGCUGCUGGACGGCCGCAGCAUCGCCGCACUCAACCUGCGCUGGCUGCGCCAACACAUGGGCCUCGUCAGCCAGGAGCCCGCGCUCUUCAACGUGUCGCUAAGGGAUAACAUCGCGUAUGGGAAGGGCGGCGGGGAGGCGUGGGGGGGUGGCGGAGAGAGAGAGGAGAAGGGGGUGAGUGAUGAGGAGGUGCAGGAGGCAGCGCGGGCGGCAAACAUUCACGAGUUCAUCGAAUCGCUGCCAGAUGGAUACAACACUCUCGUGGGCGAGCGUGGAACGCAGCUCUCAGGCGGGCAGAAGCAGCGGGUGGCGAUAGCGCGGGCGAUCCUGAAGGACCCGCGGGUGCUGCUGCUGGACGAGGCGACGUCAGCUUUGGACGCGGAGAGCGAGAAGGUGGUGCAGGCGGCCUUGGAGCGAGUCAUGGUCGGCCGCACCACCGUUGUCGUUGCCCACCGCCUCUCCACCGUGCGCGGCGCGGACCGGAUCGCUGUGCUGAGCCGAGGAAAGGUGGUGCAGGAGGGGAAGCACGAGGAGCUGAUGAAGGAAGGUGGUGCGUAUCUGCAGCUGGUGAAGCUGCAGGAGAUGGCUGGGAGUGGGAGGGAGGGGGGUGGGGAGGGUGGCAGUGACGGGGAGGGUGGGAAGGUGGAGGGAGAGGGGAAGGGAGCGGGGGUGAGUGGUGGGGAGGAGGGGAAGGCGGGGAAGGAAGGGAGUUCGGAGGAGACCAGUAGCAGCAGCAGUGCUGAUGGUGAUGAGGAUGAUGAUGACGAUGAUGAGGAGGAGGAGACAGAGGGAGAGGGAGAGGGGGGAGAGGAGGAGGCUGCGGAGGCUGGCAAGGGGGACGGCACAGGGACAGACCCAGAGCAGGGCGAGAAGGAAGGCGCAGGAGAGAAGGCCAAGAGGGAGAAAGCGGAGAAGAAGGAGAAGAAGAAGCAGAAGAAGAAGGAGAAGAAGGACAAGAAGAGGAAGAAGCGGUCUCCGUUCCUGCGGCUGGCGAUGCUGAACAAGCCCGAGUGGCCAUAUGCGCUGUCAGGCACGGUGGCAGCAGCGGUGCAGGGCGUCAUCCUGCCAUUCUUCGCCCUCAUCCUCUCCCGCAUCAUCACCGUCUUCUACAACCCAGACAAGGCCAAGAUGCGCAGCGACGCGGACUUCUGGUCGCUCAUGUUUGUCAUUCUCGCCGUGGUGGCGUGGGUCUCCCGCACCCUGCAGACGUUUCUCUUCAGCGUGGCGGGGCAGCGCCUCAUCUGGCGCAUCCGCCGCAUGUGCUUCCAUUCCGUGCUGCGCCAGGAGAUGGCCUGGUUCGACCGCGAUGAAAACUCCAGUGGCGCCAUCGGCUCACGUCUCUCCUCAGACGCCACCCAUGUGCACUCCAUAGUGGGCGACCGUCUCUCUCUCGCCGUGCAGAACGCAGCAACGCUUGUGGCAGGGCUCAUCCUGGCGUUCUCGUCCUCGUGGAUCCUCUCCUUCAUCGUGCUCGCCCAGCUGCCGCUCAUCGCUGCCGGAUCCAUCUUCCAGAUGCGCAGCCUGCAGGGCUUUGCUGAUGAUGCCAAGCAAGCGUACGAGACGGCGACGCGCAUAGCAUCGGAUGCAGUGGGGGCCAUGCGCACAGUGGCGUCGUUUGCAGCAGAGGGCCGAGUCAUGGCUCUGUACCAUGCCAGUGUUGUCGCGCCCGUCAAGGCAGGCCUGCACAAGGCACAGGUCAGCGGGGCGGGCUUUGGCUUUGGGCAGUUCUGUCUGUUUGCCGUCUACGGCUUCUCCUUCUGGUGCGGGGGGCAGCUCGUCAAGAUCGGCCAGGCUGACUUCCAGUCCGUCUUUCAGUCAUUCUUCGCAGUGGUAUUCACAGCAAUGGGAGUGGCACAGACGGCCAGUCUAGCGCCCGACAUGGCAACGGCACAGGCAGCAGUGAAGUCCAUCUUCAAGCUGCUGGACCGCCGCUCUCGCAUCGACCCCGAGGGGAAGGGGGAGCGCCCGGAGGAGGGCGUGGGGGGCGAGGUGCAGUUUCAGGGAGUGGUGUUUGCAUACCCGUCCCGCCCACACCUCACUGUUCUGCAGGACUUUACACUCACGAUUCCGGCUGGCAAGACGGUGGCACUGGUGGGGGAGAGUGGGAGCGGCAAGUCGACGGUGGUGGCGCUGGUGGAGCGAUUCUACGACCCGCAGAGCGGAGCCGUGCUGCUGGACGGCCGCAGCAUCGCCGCACUCAACCUGCGCUGGCUGCGCCAACACAUGGGGCUCGUCAGCCAGGAGCCCGCGCUCUUCAACAUCUCCAUCCGGGACAACAUCGCCUACGGGCGCGCUGCCACCUAUGUUCCGAGCGGCGGGGCCGCUGCUGGUGAUGGUGCUGAUGCCGAUGGUGCUGGUAAGAAGGGCUGUUGGAGCCUUGGUGACACUAAGGGGACCCGGGAUUCGAGGCGCAGCCGUGAUUUCAGGAUGAGUAUGGAGAGUGCGGGGAGUGGUGCGGAUAGAAGGGAGGAGGAAGAGGAGCUAGAGGCGGUGACUGAGACUGAGAUUGUUGAAGCUGCCAAGUCUGCCAAUGCGCAUGCGUUCAUUUCCUCUCUCCCAGAGGCAUAUGAUACCCUGGUAGGGGAGAGGGGCACCCAGCUGAGCGGGGGGCAGAAGCAGCGGGUGGCGAUAGCGCGGGCGAUCCUGAAGGACCCGCGGGUGCUGCUGCUGGACGAGGCGACGUCAGCUUUGGACGCAGAGAGCGAGAAGGUGGUGCAGGCGGCCUUGGAGCGCGUCAUGGUCGGCCGCACCACCGUUGUCGUUGCCCACCGCCUCUCCACCGUGCGAAGUGCAGACUGCAUUGUUGUGAUGCAGAAGGGGCGUGUGGUGGAGCAGGGUACCCAUGACGAGCUUCUCGCAAAGAAGGGCGCGUAUCACUUGUUGGUGUCAGCGCAACGGUAG